AUGGCAUUCUCGUUUGUUAUCGAUGACUAUAUAAACAAGUAUAUUCCAAAAAACCAAGUUCACAAAUUACCAAAAGCAAUAUCGUUUUUCUUAGGAUAUCAUGAUCCUCCGCAUCCACGAGUGGUGCCAUUACCGGAUCAUGUUCUAUGGCUAGAGAUUCUCAUUGGUUCAUUCAGUGGUCUUUCUUUGAUAAUGGGUGUUUUUAUCAAUCCAAAUGUAUUUACAGACCAUCAUCACGCGCCGAUGUUAGUUGCAUCAUAUGCUGCCUCGGCUAUCCUAUGUUUCAAUACAAACCAAGUGCCGCUAGCUCAACCUAGAAAUGUGUUUUUUGGCCAUUUUAUAAGCUCAUUGGUUGGUGUAUGUAUAUCAAAACUAUUUGGAUUAAGCGAACGAGGACGGGAGAAUUAUUGGGCUGGGGGCGCAUUAAGUGUUGCUAUAAGUUCAGUACUUAUGACAAUAUGUAAUUGUGUUCAUCCACCCGCGGGUGCAAGUGCUGCUUUGCCCUGUGUAGACCUACAAAUUCGUCGCAUGUCAUGGUGGUACCUUCCUGUUCAAGUUGUAGACUCAUUGUUGAUCCUUUCCGUUGCUUUAGUUACCGGGAAUGUCAUUAGGAGUUAUCCCGUUUAUUGGUGGAGUCCCGGUCACAAGAGCUCAAUAACUCCGCCACCUGCAGGUGAAGAAGAAGAAGAAGAGAAGAGAAGCUCGGCGCAAGAAAGUGAGAUAGAUCGGGUGCCGCUGGAUAUGAUUACGAUUAGUAUAGGCUCGAUUAUUGUACCAGAAAGAUUGUAUUUAGAUGAGACUCAACAAGAUUUGUUGAAGAUGUUUCAAUCAAAACUUAUUGAAAAUGCAGAGAGAGAGCAACAAGAGUAG
Lodderomyces oxycetoniae is the source of this 870-nucleotide messenger RNA. RefSeq lists its product as uncharacterized. The coding region runs from base 1 to 870 and encodes 289 amino acids. The transcript has a single exon. The record is from RefSeq and is a predicted model, not a curated record. NCBI's taxonomy places the organism in Eukaryota, Fungi, Ascomycota, Pichiomycetes, Serinales, Debaryomycetaceae.